This is a messenger RNA of Diaporthe amygdali, 924 nucleotides long. RefSeq lists its product as uncharacterized. NCBI's taxonomy places the organism in Eukaryota, Fungi, Ascomycota, Sordariomycetes, Diaporthales, Diaporthaceae. Bases 1 to 924 code for a protein of 307 amino acids. The record is from RefSeq and is a predicted model, not a curated record. The transcript has 2 exons.
AUGGCUGCCACAUCUCAGGCCGCAGCAACAGUCUACAAGCCGCCCGAGUCUAGGGAAGGGACUGUCACUUCUUGGAUCCCGCUCAUCACGCCCUACUCAAUCCUUCCAGAGUGCACAUCUGCUCUCAUGCGGUGGGAUCCUUCCGAAGCCAUCAUUGCAUAUGACCCUGGGUUCGGCAUCAGCGUGGAUCGGAGGUCUCAAUGUGGGCCCAAAGCGGUCACAGCGUGGUGGGAUCAGGAUAGAUUAGGUCCCAACAUCGAGACCAUCACGAGUAUCGGACCUCUUCUCACCUGCCCUGAACCAUUUGUACAGAUGACUACGUCUGUGUUGGACGCUUCCAGUACGCUUGUGGGUUGCUGCCCGUCGGACUACACAUUCCGUACAUGGAAGCCCCCCGGUUCCAUCGGCCAGUGCUUCAGCAUGGUCAGCCCAGGUGCCGUUUUCACCUUCUACGAGGGGUUCAGCGGUUGGAAGAAGACCAACCUGUCGUUCAGUGAGACCUCAUCGAUUGUCGCAGUUCAUGUGAACGGCUGGACUUUUGCCGAGGAGACAGGUACGCCAGACUCCCCCGGGCAGGCAGAAUCAACAUGCGCUCCAGGCAACGGAGCGCUCGGCAACGGGGACAUCAUCGGCAUCGGCGUUGGGGCAGCGAUGGGGUGCAUCGGUGUUAUGACACUAGCCGCCGGGCUGAUCAUGAUGCGCAGAUCGAGGCGAGCGAGACGGACACCAGUCACAACAUUGACAACAAUCGAAGCACCAAAAGGCACGAGCGUAUGGCGCGAAGGCAGAUACGGGAGAAGAUCUGGCCUGGAUGCUGGAAGCUUACAUCAACGGCAUGAGCUGGAUCAGGGGCCGCCAGGCGAGCUACACGGUGAUGGUCCAUAUACAAACGGCGUUCCGACAGAGCUGGAGUCUCGGAAUUAG